Molecule: messenger RNA, 921 nt
Organism: Jaculus jaculus (lesser Egyptian jerboa)
Lineage: Eukaryota; Metazoa; Chordata; Mammalia; Rodentia; Dipodidae
Gene: Hpgds
Product: hematopoietic prostaglandin D synthase
Exons: 6
Coding region: 62-688 (208 amino acids)
Biological process (GO): glutathione metabolic process
Molecular function (GO): glutathione transferase activity
Source: RefSeq, a predicted model, not a curated record
CUGGGAAGUCCACAGAGACACAGCACAGUGGGUGAUCCUGUCUUCUGCAUAGAAUUGUACCAUGCCAAACUACAAACUGAUUUAUUUUAAUAUGAGAGGGAGAGCAGAAAUUAUUCGCUACAUAUUUGCUUAUUUGGACAUCAAGUAUGAAGAUCACAGAAUAGAACUAGCUGACUGGCCGGAAAUCAAGCCAACUGCUUCUCAACUUGUUCUGUCUGAAGCUCUUCCAUUUGGCAAAAUCCCUGUUUUGGAAGUUGGGGGACUCACCCUUCACCAGAGCCUGGCAAUAGCAAGAUAUCUGACCAAAAACACAGAUUUGGCUGGAAAAACAGAACUUGAACAAUGUCAAGUUGAUGCUAUUGUGGAUACACUGGAUGAUUUCAUGUCACUUUUUCCUUGGGCAGAGACGAAACAAGAUGUGAAAGAUCAGAUGUUCAGUGAGCUGCUCACAUGUCAUGCUCCACAUCUUUUGCAAGAUUUGGAUACAUACUUGGGGGACAAAGAGUGGUUCAUUGGAAACUCUGUAACUUGGGCAGAUUUCUACUGGGAUAUUUGCAGUACCACACUUUUGGUCUUAAAGCCUGACUUGCUGGAUGGCCAUCCCAGGCUGGAGACGUUACGAAAGAAAGUCCAAGCCCUUCCUGCCAUUGCUGGGUGGAUACAAAGGAGACCCCAAACCAAACUGUAGUGCUCCAGGUUUUGCCAGUCUCAGUCAUCUCUCCUACCGGGUAAGGCAGCUUCAUCAACCUGCCAGAGAACCCACACUCACCCCGUCCCAUGCCAGGGUCUUCACUGUACUGGAUUCUGCUCAUUGAAACAAAAGGGGUCCUGGAGAGACGGCUUGGUGAUUAAGGCAUUUGUCUGCAAAGCCAAAGGACUCAGGUUGGAUUCCCCAGGACCCAUGUAAGCCAGACGCACAAG